AAAAAAAAGAAAAGGAAGAAAACACCUUUCUUCUAUUUUCUCCUCUUAUUACCGGUUCUCCUUGCUUUCAAGUUGACGCUAAUUUUUGCUGUUGGGAGCUUUGGCCCCCCGUUCAACGUUCCACUUCUCACCUAUUUCUCUCAUCUUGAGGGGGUCCAUCCAGCUCCUGGCCCGCUGCUGGUUAAGUCUUUUUAGAAACUUUUUUUUUUUGCUUUUGGUUUUUGAAAUUCGAAGUGCUUUUGUAAAUGUGGAACACUGGAGAACCUGCUGAUUCUUAUUACGCUGUCCGGCCUGAGUGCACGGAUGUUCCCAAAUCCCGCUUCAAAAUCAGGGCUGGUAAAACAUUAAGUGAAAGGAAAUGGCAGAGUGCAUUUACUCCAGAAGGGCAUCUAGAUAUAAGCAAGACUCUAGGUCGAAUCCAGCGAGGGGGGAUCCACCCAUCAAUUAGAGGAGAAGUAUGGGAAUUCUUACUUGGUUGUUAUGAUCCAAAGAGCACAUUUGAUGAACGAGAAGAGAUACGCAAGCGCAGAAGGUCGCAAUAUGCUAUGUGGAAGGAAGUGUGCCAUGAACUAUUUCCUGUUGUCGGAAGUGGCCGGUUUAUUACGGCGCCUGUAGUCACUGAAGAUGGUCAGCCCAUUCAGGAUCCAUUGGUAGUUUUAGAGACAAAUCAAGACAAUGAUUCAGCUUUACCUUCUGAAGCUGGUAAUUCGGCUAAUUCUGCUAAUUCGUCAGACGCAGAUGUCAUUGCUUCUACUUCAGCAAUUGUGGAAGAGCUUACUAGUCGUGGUCCUUUAGACAAGAAAGUAAUCCAGUGGUUGCUUACUUUACAUCAAAUAGGUCUAGAUGUGGUUCGAACUGACAGGACAUUGGUUUUCUAUGAGAAUCACGAAAACUUGUCAAAACUUUGGGAUAUCCUUGCUGUUUAUUCUUGGAUUGAUACAGAUGUUGGCUAUUGUCAAGGGAUGAGUGACCUUUGUUCCCCCAUGAUAAUGCUUCUUGAAGAUGAAGCUGAUGCAUUCUGGUGCUUUGAACGUUUGAUGCGUAGAUUGCGAGGAAAUUUCAGAUGCACUGAGAGCUCUGUUGGGGUGGAGACUCAACUUAAUAGUUUAGCUUCAAUUACUCAAGUUAUUGAUCCAAAACUACAUCAGCAUUUAGAUGCACUUGGUGGAGGUGAUUAUUUAUUUGCUUUUAGGAUGCUCAUGGUUUUAUUCCGCCGAGAAUUCUCUUUUUGCGACUCACUCUACCUCUGGGAGAUGAUGUGGGCCCUUGAAUAUGACCCCGACUUCUUUGACAUAUAUGAAGAAUCUGACUCGGCUAGUGACAAAGCAGAGUCGUUUAAAGAAAGAGCCAAGUCAAUACGCCAGUAUGGGAAAUUUGAAAGGGAAAACAUGAAAAGUGGUGCAGAUGCCCCACUCCCCAUCUCUGUUUUCCUUGUUGCGAGUGUCUUGAAAGAUAAGAGUGCAACAUUGUUAUCAGAAGCUCGGGGCCUGGAUGAUGUUGUUAAGAUCCUGAAUGAUAAUUCUGGAAAUUUGGAUGCCAAAAAAGCAUGCACCGGAGCAAUGAAGCUUCACAAGAAAUACUUAAAGAAGGCCAAGAAGACGUAGUGUAUGAUGAAAGACAUGAUUUUGUUUAUUAUUAUUGUAUUUUAUUUUGUUUUUUUUUUUUUUUUUGUUGUUGCUGUGGUCGAGACAAAUAGGAUGCUAGUGCAUUUUGUGUCUUGAUUUUUGGCAAAGUGAUAAAAUCUUUAGCUUGGAGAUUACAGAAUUGUACAAUCCCUCAACCUGCAAAAAUGGUCCUAAAGAAAGGAAAUUGAUGUAGGUGAAAAUCAAUCACUUCCUCAUUAGUUGUGUAUCUAAAUUAAACAUCCUUAUUCUUUGGAAUUUCCUACGCAAAAAUUCCAUGUUGUAUUAUUACAUGUUUUCUUGUUUACAAUCAUCAAAUGAAAAGAAAGGAAAAAGAAAAUAUAUAUUUUGUUUGUAUCA
Messenger RNA from Manihot esculenta (cassava), 1982 nucleotides. Its product is annotated as TBC1 domain family member 15. The transcript is spliced from 11 exons. Gene Ontology annotation, molecular function: GTPase activator activity. The record is from RefSeq and is a predicted model, not a curated record. NCBI's taxonomy places the organism in Eukaryota, Viridiplantae, Streptophyta, Magnoliopsida, Malpighiales, Euphorbiaceae. Gene Ontology annotation, biological process: activation of GTPase activity. The coding region runs from base 246 to 1604 and encodes 452 amino acids.